Dicrocoelium dendriticum is the source of this 1017-nucleotide messenger RNA. The record is from the annotation of a GenBank genome assembly. Lineage: Eukaryota; Metazoa; Platyhelminthes; Trematoda; Plagiorchiida; Dicrocoeliidae.
AUAAACCGUACGCUACUUUGGAAAUUUAUGAAAAAACCAGCGAAGGUUGUUGAAACUGAAUAAUGUAUGGCGCUGCAGCCAGUGGGAAAAAGAGACACGAUUUAUUAAAAAUAGAACUGACAUCACCAAACUUACACGCCAAGCCAAUAUCCAUCCGCAAAUUGGUGAACCAAACGCACUUCACAAGGAAUGAAAUUCAAACCAUUUAUCAAGCCUUCAAGAACAUGUGUCCAAGCGGUUACGCAACCAAGGAUACGUUUGUUCAAGUGUAUCGAAGCUUCUUCCCGGGUAGAGCUCCGGCAUCUUACGCACAACUGUGCUUCCGUGUGUUUGACAAAGCUAAAUCCGGAAAGCUAUCUUUUGAACAGUUUGCUCGCAUGCUCUCACAAAUCACGCGCGGAACUGACCAUGAAAAAAUUGACUGGGUUUUCCGUUUGUAUGAUCUGGACGGUGACGGUUAUAUAAGUAGGCUUGAGCUGACGGAAGUUGCAACAGCCAUUUUUGACUUGAUUCGAUCCCGUGCUGACGGACUAAAAAGUACACAGAUCAUAGAGGCGCGAGUCGAAGCGACGAUGCAAACAUUUGAUCUGGAUAAGGACGGACGAAUUUCCAGAGAUGAAUUCUUUGCAACCUCAUUUUCGGAUUCACGCAUUCUUGCAAACCUAAACAUUUUUGGCGGCUACCCAUAAAAGCGGUUUUAAACGUUAUUCGAUGAGCAAAGUGAGACCUUUUCAAUACACAGGGAUGUCGACAUUGGAAGAUCAAUAUUUUACUCAAGAUCGAAAAGGUACCACACAGUCACGAAACAAAACCAGAUUAUUCUUCUAAUUUAUUCUAUAUUUGAUCGCAUUGGACCGGUUUUCGCCAUAUCCGCAUGCAUUAUUGCAAAUGCAAACUAGAAACAUCAGACAAACUCGUUUAAUUUGCAUGUAUAUAUAUAUAUAUAUAUUAAAACUUCAUGCCGAUUGUUACUACAAGUUUAUAAAUACACAACUUCAUUUGCAACACUUGAACAAG